Molecule: messenger RNA, 2763 nt
Organism: Marchantia polymorpha subsp. ruderalis
Lineage: Eukaryota; Viridiplantae; Streptophyta; Marchantiopsida; Marchantiales; Marchantiaceae
Source: the annotation of a GenBank genome assembly
CCGACUGACUCUUGGCGCAGCGACGAUUCGGCUCCAUCGCGGUCGCGGUCGCGGGCAGCGGAGGAGGAGGAUUUGACUUCUGCUUUGAAUUCGCAGACGUUUCUGCGAGCUGUGGUUCCGCAUACACGUUGGAAGAUCUGUCGAAUUUCAUCUCAACGAUCCUCGCACAGCGACGCAGUGCCGACCUCGAAGGGAGCGGUGGAAUUGGGUCCAGUGUCUGCAGGUUGGAGGAAAAGGAAAAUUUGUCAUCUGGGAACUCUGAUCUGUGUGGACUGCUUGGUGGGGUUCUGCGUGGAGAGAUGCGGGUCGGCCCCUAAGGACGUCCUGAGGUCGGAGGUUUUGCAGAUUGUCGGUCGAUGGCCACGCAGUUAGAGAAUUCUGCGUCGAGGAAUAGAUCCUUACAGAUGGAUACGAUGGUCUUUACCAGGGCGCUUGUACUUUGCUUAUGCGUCACCCCUUAUUUAUUUCUGUUGUCCGCAGCGACACCGAUCAGAAACUUCACAUCAGCACCUCAUUCCCUAGGACUUGUAGAUUUACACACUGAGAAAGGCUUCGCAACUGUUUUGUCUUUGAAACGAAAUGGCAACACUUCUCGAUCGCUUAUGGAAAGGAGGAUGCUCGUAGGCGAUGCACAUAUGCCCCUGCACGACGAUCUUCUCACUAAAGGGUACUACACCAGCAGCCUCUUCAUCGGUACACCCGCACACGAGUUUGCGCUCAUAGUGGACACGGGGAGCACCGUCACAUACGUUCCCUGUUCAACCUGCACGCACUGCGGGAGUCAUCAGGAUCCAAGUUUCAAGCCUGAUGCGUCAAGCACGUACGAAAUCAUCAAAUGUACGUCACCCAGCUGUCAAACUGGGCUCUGCGACAAAGAUAAACAAUGUAAAUAUGAAAGGCAGUAUGCGGAGUCGAGUACAAGUGCAGGAGUAUUGGGAAAAGACAUAAUAGGAUUCGGUGAUGCUAGUAACCUUGGCAAACCGAAGCUUAUGUUUGGAUGCGAGAACGACGAGACUGGAGAUCUGUAUUAUCAAAAGGCUGACGGUAUUAUGGGUCUCGGUCGAGGACCUUUGAGUAUCGUGGAUCAGCUAGUACAAGAGAAGGAUAUGGCAGAUGUGUUUUCGUUGUGUUACGGAGGAAUGGAUGAUGUUGGAGGUGCCAUGAUCAUGGGUGAUUUUCCUCGCCCUAAGAGCAUGAUUUUCACUGCUUCAAGUCCUUAUCGCAGUCCGUACUACAACAUCGUCCUGAAGCAGAUCAAGGUGGCGGGAACGCCUCUUCCUGUAGCCGAGAGUGUGUUCGAUGCACGAUUCGGGACUGUGCUCGAUAGUGGCACCACAUAUGCAUAUCUUCCCGAAACUGCUUUUGUGGAGUUCAAGAAGGCGGUGUUCCAACAGUUGGGCAAACUACAACCAGUGGCAGGUCCUGAUCCGAUGUACGAGGACUUCUGUUUUGCAGGUGCUGGCAGUAAACCAGCGGAGUUAACGAAGUUCUUCCCAACCGUUGAUCUUGUAUUUGGAGAGGGGAAUAUCUUGUCUUUGGCACCAGAGAACUACCUAUUUCGGCACACGACAGUCCCAGGAGCGUACUGUCUUGGUGUUUUUAAAAAUGAAAAUGACCACACAACACUUCUUGGAGGAAUAUUUGUACGAAAUAUGCUUGUGACUUACGACCGCGAAAGCAAGAAAAUCGGGUUUUGGCGCACUAAGUGCACGGAUCUCUGGACUCACUUGACUGCUGCCAUGAAUGGUGAAGAGGAUUCAGCUCCUCCGCCACCCAAGGCUGAACCACCUCCACCACCAGUUGAACAAGCACCAAGCAACGGAGACGAAAAUCAAGAUAGCUCCUCCGCCACCCAAGAUUCUCCUUCCACCGAUGAUUUGCCAAUAACAGAUCCGCAUAUCGGAGGAGUUGAGUUAAAUAUGUCAGUCAACUCGAAUUAUACAACCUUUGCUGCCCUUUCAGGCGCAUUUCUGACAGACAUGGCCCGUGAUCUUGAGCUUGAUCCCAAGCAGGUGAAACUGCUUGCUUAUGAAGAGCAAGGAGAGGAUGUCGCUGUGACUUGCUCAGUCAGGCCACCCUCUGGCUCUCCUCUUCCAGGAAGUAUCGUUCAGAGAAUAAUCGUGCGCCUGAAGGACCAUCAAGUGCGGUUGCACGAUCUUGGUUCCUACAACCUUGUCAACUGGCGGUUGAUACAGGAGGACGAGAGGUCAUCGUGGUGGGACAGCCACAGAGUGGAGUCUGCCGUGUUGAUUUCUGCAUUCGUUGUCGUUCUAGCGUCUGGAAGUCUGGUUUAUUGGUACUUUUCGAGAUUCAGACACAGCAGGACCGGGCAGGUGAAAUACGUCACCGUAGAUGCUCUUGGUGAUGAUGGUCCGAACCAGCUUUGAGACCUGACUCAUUAUUCUGGAUUCUGUGUACAUGAUACAUUCUCUCAUUAUAUGUAGGCUCUACCUGCAACUAAAUUAUUUGUUCCCUGUAGUAGAUCGAUCUCUCAUGAAGCCUUCUUCUUGUCAAAGACUAUCCGUUCUAUUCUGCAUGAUGGAAAGUUUUGUGGGCAGUUUCUAAGGCAUAGCUAUGCGGCAAUUGCCGCAAGAACCAGAUGUCUGUAGCGCGAGAAACUACAGACUCUACUUGUGAGGGUUUAAAGACCACGAUUUUAUCAGAUGAAGAAUUUUCUCUGUAAUUUGAAAACUCAAGAGUAUGACCAUCGCAGAGGAAGGUCAUUUCAAGUUGAUAAAAGGAUUUCCGAUCCAGGUUCAUCUC